Molecule: messenger RNA, 345 nt
Organism: Peronospora matthiolae
Lineage: Eukaryota; Oomycota; Peronosporomycetes; Peronosporales; Peronosporaceae
Source: the annotation of a GenBank genome assembly
AUGGAGACUGCUGCGCACGACCGGGGGAGUGCAGAGAGCGAAGACGAGAUGCCGCUUUUGUUCAUGGACGAGUUACCGUCCAAUUUCCAGCAGAACGCGCAGCUCGCAGCUAUUGCGACGUUUAUGGACAGCUCCGACGACGAAGCGUGGGAGACAACGAGUGGCUACAAAAAAGCACGUCGCCGGGUGGUUCCAAGGAACUCGGAUAGGGGGCGACAAAAGCCUUACGCCAAUCGGAAGAGAAACGGCAAAAAGACGGAGAGCCAGAGAAAUGAAAAGAAAGGCGAACGUGCUGCUGACACCAAAGAGCUGCAGCUGUUUCUUUCCAUGUCCCACGUCACGUGA